This is a messenger RNA of Thamnophis elegans (Western terrestrial garter snake), 472 nucleotides long. RefSeq names its product putative calmodulin-like protein 6. NCBI's taxonomy places the organism in Eukaryota, Metazoa, Chordata, Lepidosauria, Squamata, Natricidae. The transcript is spliced from 2 exons. The record is from RefSeq and is a predicted model, not a curated record. Bases 40 to 471 code for a protein of 143 amino acids. Gene Ontology annotation, molecular function: calcium ion binding.
CGCCUCCUCCUCCUCCUCCUCUUGGGAAGAGAGGGUACGAUGGCGACGGCGGCUAGCCCGGCAGUGGUGGUAGAGGUGAGCGUGAGCAGCACCGGGAGCAGCAGCAGCGACACUUCCAGCACGGGCGAAGAGGAGAGGAUGCGGCGCCUCUUCCAGACGUGCGAUGGGGACGGCGACGGUUUUAUCAGCAGGAAUGAUUUGCUGAUGGUGUGUCGCCAACUGAACAUGGAAGAAUCUGUGAUUGAAAUCAUGCAUCAGCUUGGUGCAGAUGAACAUGGAAAAAUUUCCUUUCAAGAUUUCACACGAUGUCGUAUGCAGCUUGUGCAAGAAAUCAGAAAGGAAGAAGUGGAACUUUCUGUGAAAGUGGAUGACCCAUGUAAAAAGAAAACAUUAAGGGAUAGAAUAGCUUCAUGGCCAACCAGCAGCAAUAACAGUUUAGGUCAGUGUGGUUUAAUUAUAUCUAUUACCUAAA